AUGAGGUGUAUAGUCCAAGGCACUUCAGAGAACUCUCAGGAGUGUUUCAGACUUUUGGAAGACAGCAGUGACAUGAAAAUUCCUGGUUUCUUUGGGGACUUGGGUUAUAAUGUUGUUUUGCUGGAACAGACAGGAGCCAGUGUUCGAGCAUUCACUCCGUUUUACUUUCUGGUGGAGCCAGUAGACACACUCUCAGUUAGAGGCUCUUCUGUUAUAUUAAACUGCUCGGCAUAUUCCGAGCCUUCUCCAACUAUCGAAUGGAAGAAAGAUGGAACUUUCUUAAACUUAAUAUCAGAUGAUCGCCGCCAGCUUCUCCCAGAUGGAUCCUUAUUCAUCAGCAGCGUGGUGCAUUCCAAACACAAUAAGCCCGAUGAAGGUUUCUACCAAUGUGUAGCCACUGUUGAUAAUCUUGGAACUAUUGUCAGCCGAACAGCCAAGCUCACAGUAGCAGGUCUCCCAAGAUUUACCAGCCAACCAGAACCUUCUUCAGUCUUUGUUGGAAACAGUGCAAUUCUGAAUUGUGAAGUUAAUGCAGAUUUGGUCCCAUUUGUUAGGUGGGAACAGAAUAGACAGCCCCUUCUUCUGGAUGACAGGAUUGUCAAACUUCCAAGUGGGACACUGGUUAUCAGCAAUGCGACUGAAGGAGAUGGGGGACUCUACCGCUGCGUUGUUGACAGUGGUGGGCCACCAAAGUUUAGUGAUGAAGCUGAAUUGAAAGUUCUUCAAGAUCCUGAGGAAAUUGUAGAUUUGGUAUUUGUGAUGCGACCAUCUUCUGUGAUCAAAGUCACUGGUCAGAGUGCAGUGUUGCCAUGUGUUGCCUCAGGACUUCCUGCUCCAGUCAUUAGAUGGAUGAAAAACGAAGAAGUGCUUGACACAGAAAGCUCUGAAAGGUUGGUCUUGCUAGCAGGAGGUAGUUUGGAGAUUGGUGACGUCACUGAGGAUGAUGCUGGGACUUACUUGUGUAUAGCUGAUAAUGGAAAUAAGACGGUCGAGGCUCAGGCGGAGCUUACUGUGCAAGUGCCACCUGAAUUCUUGAAACAACCUGCUAACAUAUAUGCUCAUGAAUCCAUGGAUAUUGUAUUUGAAUGUGAAGUCGCUGGGAAGCCAACUCCAACUGUGAAGUGGGUCAAGAAUGGGGAUGUGGUUAUCCCUAGUGAUUACUUUAAAAUUGUAAAGGAACAUGAUCUUCAAGUUUUGGGUCUGGUGAAGUCAGAUGAAGGGUUCUAUCAAUGCAUUGCUGAGAGUGAUGUCGGAAAUGCACAGGCUGGAGCCCAGCUGAUAAUUCUGGAGCAUGAUGUUGCCAUCCCAACAUUACCUCCCACCUCACUGACCAGUGCCACUACUGACCAUCUAGCACCAGCCACAACGGGACCGCUUCCUUCAGCUCCUCGAGACGUCGUGGCCUCCCUGGUCUCUACUCGCUUCAUUAAAUUGACAUGGCGUACACCUGCAUCAGAUCCUCAUGGAGACAAUCUCACCUAUUCUGUGUUCUACACCAAGGAAGGGGUUGCUCGGGAGCGUGUUGAGAAUACCAGUCAGCCAGGAGAGAUGCAGGUGACUAUUCAAAACUUAAUGCCAGCAACUGUGUACAUCUUCAGAGUUAUGGCUCAAAAUAAGCAUGGCUCUGGAGAGAGUUCAGCUCCUCUACGAGUGGAAACACAGCCUGAGGUUCAGCUCCCUGGCCCAGCACCUAAUAUCCGAGCUUAUGCAACGUCACCUACUUCUAUCACUGUCACAUGGGAAACGCCGUUAUCUGGCAACGGGGAAAUUCAAAAUUACAAAUUGUACUACAUGGAAAAAGGAACUGAUAAAGAACAGGAUGUUGAUGUUUCAAGUCACUCCUACACCAUUAAUGGACUGAAGAAAUACACAGAAUAUAGUUUCCGAGUGGUGGCCUACAAUAAACACGGUCCUGGAGUCUCUACACAAGAUGUUGCUGUUCGAACAUUAUCAGAUGUGCCCAGUGCUGCUCCUCAGAAUCUGUCCUUAGAAGUGAGAAAUUCAAAGAGUAUAGUGAUCCACUGGCAGCCCCCUUCCUCGGCCACACAAAAUGGGCAGAUUACUGGCUACAAGAUUCGAUAUCGAAAGGCCUCCCGAAAAAGCGAUGUCACUGAGACCUUGGUAACUGGGACACAGCUGUCCCAGCUGAUUGAAGGUCUUGAUCGGGGGACAGAGUAUAACUUCCGAGUAGCUGCUCUCACAGUCAACGGUACAGGUCCAGCAACUGAUUGGCUGUCUGCUGAAACUUUUGAAAGUGACCUAGAUGAAACUCGUGUUCCUGAAGUGCCCAGCUCCCUUCAUGUCCGUCCACUCGUCACUAGCAUUGUAGUGAGCUGGACGCCUCCAGAGAACCAGAACAUUGUGGUUCGAGGUUAUGCCAUCGGUUAUGGCAUUGGCAGCCCUCAUGCCCAGACCAUCAAAGUGGACUAUAAACAGCGUUAUUACACCAUCGAAAACUUGGAUCCAAGCUCUCAUUACGUGAUUACCUUGAAAGCAUUCAACAAUGUUGGUGAAGGCAUCCCCCUUUAUGAGAGUGCUGUGACCAGGCCUCACACAGUGCCAGAUCCCACUCCCAUGAUGCCACCAGUGGGAGUUCAGGCUUCCAUUCUGAGUCACGACACCAUAAGGAUUACCUGGGCAGACAACUCCCUGCCCAAACACCAGAAGAUUACAGACUCCCGCUACUACACAGUCCGAUGGAAGACCAACAUCCCAGCAAACACCAAGUACAAGAAUGCAAAUGCAACAACGUUAAGCUAUUUGGUUACUGGUUUAAAGCCAAAUACGCUGUAUGAGUUCUCUGUGAUGGUGACCAAAGGUAGAAGGUCAAGCACCUGGAGUAUGACAGCUCAUGGGGCUACCUUUGAAUUAGUUCCUACUUCUCCACCUAAGGAUGUGACAGUUGUGAGUAAGGAAGGAAAACCUAGAACCAUAAUAGUGAACUGGCAGCCUCCCUCUGAAGCUAACGGCAAGAUUACAGGUUACAUCAUCUAUUACAGCACAGAUGUCAAUGCAGAGAUACAUGACUGGGUUAUUGAACCUGUUGUGGGAAACAGACUGACUCACCAGAUUCAAGAGUUAACACUUGAUACACCAUACUACUUCAAAAUCCAGGCCCGGAACUCAAAGGGCAUGGGACCCAUGUCUGAGGCUGUACAGUUCAGAACACCAAAAGCCUUAGGAUCAGCAGGAAAAGGAAGCCGACUACCAGACCUAGGAUCUGACUACAAACCUCCAAUGAGUGGCAGCAACAGCCCUCAUGGGAGCCCCACCUCUCCUCUUGACAGUAACAUGCUGCUGGUCAUCAUUGUCUCCGUCGGCGUCAUCACCAUUGUGGUGGUUGUGAUCAUUGCUGUCUUUUGUACCCGGCGUACCACCUCCCACCAGAAGAAGAAACGAGCUGCGUGCAAGUCAGUGAACGGCUCCCAUAAGUACAAGGGCAACUGCAAAGACGUGAAGCCCCCAGACCUCUGGAUCCAUCACGAGAGACUAGAGUUAAAGCCUAUUGACAAGUCUCCAGACCCAAACCCUGUCAUGACUGAUACUCCAAUCCCUCGUAACUCUCAAGAUAUCACCCCAGUGGACAAUUCCAUGGAUAGCAAUAUCCAUCAAAGGCGGAACUCGUACAGAGGGCAUGAGUCAGAGGACAGCAUGUCUACACUGGCUGGAAGGAGGGGAAUGAGACCAAAAAUGAUGAUGCCUUUUGACUCUCAGCCACCUCAGCCUGUGAUUAGUGCCCAUCCCAUCCAUUCCCUCGAUAACCCUCACCAUCAUUUCCACUCCAGCAGCCUCGCCUCUCCAGCCCGCAGCCAUCUCUACCAUCCCAGCAGUCCAUGGCCCAUUGGCACAUCCAUGUCCCUUUCAGACAGGGCCAAUUCCACAGAAUCUGUUCGAAAUACCCCCAGCACGGACACCAUGCCAGCAUCCUCAUCUCAGACAUGCUGCACUGAUCAUCAGGAUCCUGAAGGUGCUACUAGCUCCUCUUACUUGGCCAGCUCCCAAGAGGAAGACUCAGGACAGAGUCUUCCCACAGCCCAUGUCCGUCCUUCCCACCCACUGAAGAGCUUCGCUGUGCCAGCAAUCCCACCCCCGGGACCUCCAAUCUAUGAUCCUGCACUGCCAAGCACACCAUUACUGUCCCAGCAAGCUCUGAACCAUCACAUUCACUCAGUGAAAACAGCCUCCAUCGGGACUUUAGGAAGGAGCCGGCCUCCUAUGCCAGUGGUUGUUCCGAGUGCCCCUGAAGUACAGGAGACCACCAGGAUGCUGGAAGACUCCGAGAGUAGCUAUGAACCAGAUGAGCUGACCAAAGAGAUGGCCCACCUGGAAGGACUAAUGAAGGACCUAAAUGCCAUCACAACAGCUUGAUGACCGUCACCUGGACAUGACUUCAAGUCUGAGUCUAGAUGUCUUGGAACUUAACCUUGAAAACAAGGAAUUGUACAGAGUACGAGAGGACAGCACUUGAGAGCAGGAGCCAGCAAACUAGCCAGUGGCUCCAUGUGGGGUUGGCUCUAGGCACAGCCACCUGCCUUCUCCUGGUCAGCCUGGAUUAAGCUUGUGUCGGGGCAGCUUCCCUUCGCCUGCUGAUAGCCUGCAGGACUGGGCACUAUGGGCCAAAAUUUUGUGUCCAGGGAAGAGGCAAGAAGUACGACCUGCCUUUGCUUUGUGGUCAGUGGCUGUGUCUUUGUGCUGCAUCUGCAUCGCUUUUAUGGAGUGUAGACGUUGGCAUUUAUGUACAAUUUUGUGUCUUAUUUUAUUUUACCUUAAAACACUAUGAGAAGCCAAGGGAGUCCGUGAUGUUCUCUGCAAGCAGUUGACACUUGACUGCUGGUUCCAGUUACUUACGGAAAGCAUCGUCAGUGAGGUUGUUUGACACCGUUGACAGGCACUGGCUUGUUGUGGGUUUCAUUUUUACUGUUAAUUCUGAGACAUUGCAUCCUCUGCCAGCUGUUAACCCAUCACCUUGAGGGGAGGACAUGCUGCAUUGCUGUUUGUAAGCUUUUUUAUUAUUUUUUUAUUAUAAUUAUUAAAGGCCUGACUUUCUCCUCUCAUCACUGUGAGAUUACAGAUCUAUUUGAAUGAAAUGUAACAUUGAAAAGACUUGUUUGUUGCUUUCUGUGCAGAUUCAGUAUUGGGGUGGGAUUGGGGAUUGGGAAUAGGAAAUGGAGGGGCUGCUGAGGCCCUGUGAAUGUUUCUGUCAAUAUACUUUGUUCCAGAAGCCUGCAGAGAAUGGAAGCAGCAUCUUUAGUGUCCUUUCCUGGCAUGUCCAUCUUCAUGUCACUGCAUAGCAACUGGAGUUUUGUUUGGAUCUGGUCAUAAAUUCUUGUACAACAGUUGGUUUUGAUGAUUUGGCUGCCCUGGUAUCUUGGUCAUUUCCUUUUUGGAGUGUCCACACUGAGGUCCCUAGUGAUGUAUGUUUAAUUGCUUGAGAGAUGCCAAGUAGAACCAGAGCCUGGUUCUGCUCUGAGAAGCUAGCAUGCACAGGGUGGAGACUCCCUUUGUGCUGCUAUUACUAGUUCUCUUGGGAAGGUUAAAAGCUAAGGUGGGCGCUUUUCCAAAUAGGACGCCUGCUUCUCUGGGAGCCAGUCCUCAGCCAGGCAGCCCUCACGUCCGCACUGCAGAGGCUCUCCUGAAAAAAUCAACCGGGAUGAGGCGAGAGGGUGUGGGGCCUGUGAGGCUUCCCCACAUGUUCCUGGGGACAAGGAGCAAAGGACAGAGAUAGCGGAGAAAGGGUCAGCGGAAGCAGGUGCCUUCUUCUAUCCCAGCAGCUCAGCCAAACCCCAGUUAGAAUGAGGCAGCAGGAGGUUCGAGGUGUGCUGAGGGCUCAGACACACACAGAAGACUUUGCAGAGUGUUACAGAGGUAAGCUGAGGUGUGUGUUUGGUGAUUUGGGUUUUUUUUUUUAAUAUUAAUGUAUAAUGAAAGGUAUAAGACUAGCCUUCAGGCAUCAUCUCCUCCAACAGAUCCCUGGAAGACAGUAUAGAAAGUAAAUCAGGCUUGGGCCCCUUAGCCAGUGAGACUACUCAGACCACCAGUGGCUCUCCUAGCCUACCUGUCGGUGAACAUGGGUUAUUUUACCCUUUUAACUUUCAACAAGAUGAGCUCUUUGUAUGAUUGUGGGUGGGGGGUUUGAAAAUGCAAUGAUCUAACGCCUGUUGCUCUUCUAGCUGGUCACAUGACAGCACCAGGCAGGGUUCUGGGACAACCAGUGUGCUUUGACUCCUACAGAAUGCUGUCAGAGCAUUCUGGCCUCCUGGAGGCUAGAUUCCUCAGAAACUGUCUAGCCUUUGCCCACAGAGCAUGCUUCCCAUGAACCCCAAGCACUUCUGUUACCUCAGGGCCUUGGUACCUGGAUACUGCCACAGAAUUUCGAUGGGGCGGGGAGGGGUGUAUUUUUAAAUAAAGUAACUUAAAAGUUGGGGGAUUUUUUUAAAAUUGAGAAAAUGCAAAGCUAUUCUGUAUUACACCACUUCACAAUUUAAUAUGUCUUAUAUUUUCCUGUGAUUCUGGAAACUAACCCAUUGUGUGUCUUGUCACGUCUUAGUUGAGCUGUGGCCCAGCAGCUCCCUUCAGGAGGGUGUGGAACAACUGUGUUUGUUUCCUUGCUGCCUGCUUGAGGGUCCGACGGACUGCUGGGACUGGGUUCUGUACACACUCGUUUGGCCUUUUCUGUAGUUGAUGCUGUAAAAUUCUAUGGCUUUUUUUAAAAAGUAAUUUCAUGUUUUUAUUUAGUAUUGGAAGUCCAAUACACUUUUUUAAUCCAAUCAAA
This is a messenger RNA of Grammomys surdaster, 6772 nucleotides long. It is a transcript of the gene Neo1, whose product is annotated as neogenin 1. Gene Ontology annotation, cellular component: membrane. Gene Ontology annotation, molecular function: protein binding. The record is from RefSeq and is a predicted model, not a curated record. The coding region runs from base 1 to 4368 and encodes 1455 amino acids. Lineage: Eukaryota; Metazoa; Chordata; Mammalia; Rodentia; Muridae. Gene Ontology annotation, biological process: cell-cell adhesion. The transcript is spliced from 28 exons.